UGCAGCAGCUGGCGGGCGGAGCUGCUCCAGAGAGCUGCUGUCAAUACUUGCCUAAAGCCGUCACCCGUGCUCCAGUGGCUCACUAAGAUGUAGAGUAAAAUACACAGAGCUGGACAAGGUCUUCUCUGAACUGAACGGGCCAGCUGCCGCGGUGAGUGAGCGAACGAACGUAGAGGACGACGUUGUCCCGCUAGGUGAAAGUCGCGCUUUUUAUGUGCAGCGCAUUGCUCACACCUGUAAUCCCGCCGAUCAUGUAGCCGUUCCACGGGCAAAGAACUCGAGCGUCAAGAGCACCCAGGUGAAGCAACAUGGGAGGGAAUCUGGGCUGCCACCGCUCCAUCCCUAAAGACCCGACAGAUCUUUGCAACAGCAAACGCAAGUUCAGCACGGCAUGCAACUUCAGUAAUAUUCUGGUGAACCAGGAGCGCCUGAACAUUAACACUGCUACGGAGGAGGAGCUGAUGACCCUCCCCGGGGUGAACCGCAUGGUGGCUCAAAAUAUAGUGGAGUAUCGAGAAUGCAUCGGCGGCUUCAAGAAAGUGGAGGACCUGGCCCUGGUAAGCGGGGUGGGCGCUACCAAGCUGGAGCAGAUUAAGCUGGAGAUUUGCGUGAGCAACAGGACUGGCUCCUCCACGCAGCAGUCUCCCAGCUCGGUGCGCCGAGAGCAGAGCCCCGAGCAGCUGGCAAGUUGCAGGAUCAACAUCAACACGGCCACAGCAGCCCAGCUCAUGAGCAUCCGGGGGGUCACCGAUAAAAUCGCAAAGAGCAUAGUGGACUACCGUCGGGAGAACGGGCCCUUUAGGAGUAUCGAGGACAUGGUUAAGGUGCCCUGCGUCAACUCCUCAUUUCUGGAUAAAAUCCGCUUGCAGAUCUUUGCCGAGCGCUCAAGAGCGCCGUCCACUAACACAAAUGGUGGGGCGCUGCCCCUUAGCGGCAAGUCGCACCCGAGCCCCACCUCCAUUAGCCUGCACAGCGAGGACUUGGACUUUCCCCCAGGAGGGCCGAUUCAGAUCAUAUCUGUGAGACCCAGCGUGGAGGUCUUCUCAGGACUCAGGGACGGCAGGUGCGUGCUGCGCCUGGCCACUUGGAACCUGCAGAGCUGCUCCACCGAGAAGGCCAACAACCCGGGAGUACGGGAGGUGGUCUGUAUGAGUCUUCUGGAAAAUGGGAUCAAGCUUUUGGCAGUUCAAGAGCUGACUGACAGAGACGCUUUGGAAAAGCUUUGUGCAGAGCUAAACCAGUCGACUCUGCCCAAUGUCCGCAAGUGGAAAGGCUCAAGAGGAUCGUGGAAGUGCGUCGUAGCUGACAGGCCUGCAGGACACUUUCACAAGACGGCUGAGUUUUCAGGUUUCCUAUGGGACAGCAGUUUUGGGAUCGAACUCAAAGAGUGCACUUUACUGGAGAGCCCUCCUGCUAAUGGCAAUGGAAAACAGACUUGCCCCAAACCAUAUCUUGCACAUUUCAAGAUUGCAGGCUCCAGUUUAAUCCUGGUUAAUAUUCACUUGAAAAAGGAGCUAGGAGGAGAGAGCAAUGGCAAGCUUCACAGUACAAACCACAAAGCGUCCCACUUCACAGAAAUACUACAGGAAACGCUGAGAGGAGAAAAAGAAGUGAUCAUCUUGGGAGACUUCGGCCUCCCAGCAGAAGCAGCUGAGUUUGACCUGUUAAGAAAGGAGAAGUUCAUCCCUGUGGUCCCCUCGAGCACUUUCACCAACAUUAGCACAAAGAACCCGCAAGGAUCCAAAUCACUAGACAACAUUUGGAUCAGCCGCCAUCUUAAGAAAAUUUAUACAGGUCACUGGGAUGUCAUAAGGGAAGGCCUUACUAAUCCAUGGAUCCCAGACAACUGGUCCUGGGGUGGAGUAGCUUCCGACCACUGUCCCGUUUUUGCUGAAUUUUAUAUCAACCCAGUAAAGAAGGAGACUGUUCCUAAUGGAAAUGGGGUGACCGUUGUGGAGCACACAGAAGCAAACCCCAAACAUGAACGGUGACAGAGGCCCACGUGAUGUCCCAGACAACGUAAAAUGGAUGUUUCUUAUGCCACUGAAGAGGAGAACACCAAAUUUGCCUUCACGCUCAUGUCAAAGUCACCAUAGGACUGACUAAAAGACAGAAUGAUUGUUUGUGUUGACCAUUUUGGAAAAACAAAAGAGUGUUUAAAGAAUCGCACUAGCAGCAAACACUUCUGUGGAUCUUCAGAAUGUGCCAAAAACUGUUUCAACUUCAGUGGAACAAAGCAUUCUGUUCUGGGAAUUCACUUGUGACAUGUUGUGAUCAGGCCUUCGUGGAAGCUAACAUUUGACCUUUGACAUAUUUGGGGCUUUCCAUCUCCUCGCUAUCAAAGGACAGAAAGUCAGCCUGGUUUUAGGGUAGCGUCCUUGUUUCUCAAGUCUCGUGCCGUCACUGUGACGACCCGGACCCUCACAGUCACUUGAAUUGCUUUUCUGUCUAAUGAUAUUACGGUGGGUGUUCUGAAGUUCACACAGUCUACGCUAAUCCCCCUCAACUACACUUACUGCUAAUUGGAGGGACCUUCCUUUGUGUUAAUCCUCCCUUUUGGGUUGUGUGUUUGUCUUUCCUUUACCACAUAAUGAAUAAGCAAAGUGUAUGCCAGAGGGAUCCUGUGCAGCUUCAAGUGCAGUAAGCCCAACCUGAAGGAGUCCUCAACAGUCUGGCAGUUUCAGUGAAGCAAGCUGGUCAGGGUCUAUCAGAGCAGAAUCCCUUCAGUCCCGUAUGUGGCUGCAGCUCACAGGCUCUGCAGAGGUAAGGUCUCUGUUACCUGAGAUUCACUUGUUCAAUUUUUAAAACCAAGAUCAUGGAAAGAAUCGUCCAUUGGAAUUUAUUCGGAUGCAUUGGUCACAUGGACGUCCUCAUCCCACCAUGUAACGAAACACUCACAUGCACCAUUGUAUGGCUAGAGAAGACAUCCUGGUCUACCAGAAUUGACAAAACAAUAGGGGAGAAAAAAAAGUGCCCUGGCUUUUCAAGAUGGCCGAUGGUGGAAUGAAACCGUCAGAAAAAAAAUAGAAAAAUUUCAUAAGCGAUCCAGCAAGAUGGUAAGGGGUAGAGUAUGUCUGGAAGAAAGUGCUAGGCUGAGGGCCAGAGUGUCAGAGAGUCUGAGCAAGCAGAACAGAAUCGACAUCGAUGGCGGGAGGUUAGAGGCCAUCUUCACAUCCUCUGUGCCAGUAAUGAAACAAUUCGGUAUGUGAACAUAACUUUAUUAUCCUGGCCUUUUCUGUUUAAGGAGGGUUAACGGAAAUUUACUAAAGUGAAGGAAAAGAAAUCCAACUAAGAGUCAAGAAGUCGACCUGUCUGUCUGUCCGUCCAUCCAUCCAUCGCCCGUGGCUGAUCACAGUGAAUUCGCCAGGACGCCCCAAUAAUGCUUCAGUUAUAGCCGUCAGAAUCGCGAAACGACAUUUUAGAAAGUUCUGGAUGUAAAUUAAAAUUAUGGAUGACCAAUCAGAUUUUUGAUCAUGAACAGAAAAAAAAACCCUGUUUUAUUUUUUAAGCAAAUUAUAAUAUCAAAUGAUAAGUUAGGGUUGGGGUUUUUUAAUUUAUUGUCCUUCUUCUAAAUAUUAUAAAGUCCACUGAAGUGAAUGCUUCAGGAAUUAAAAUGACAGCUUCCCCCAUAAAAAAAUUUAAUUGUGAACUCCCGUGGUUUGCAUACCAAUUUGAAAAAAACUGUGGACUUUCAAAGAAUUUUAAUGAAUUAUAUUCAAAGUAAUAUUUCUAAAAUAUACUGUAAUUAUAUUCAGAACGAAUUUGAGAUUGAUGGAUUUUAUUGCUGGGUAAGUGAAGCUCUAUAACAGGCCCUUACAUCUUUUUUCUUCCUUAUUUUAAAUUCAUUUGCUGAAAAAGCCCCGGAAAACGUUUGUUUGAAUUUGUCUGGUUUGACUUGGCAUGAAUCUGUACAAUCAAAAUCUCAAAAUGUCUUUCAUUGUACAAACCCAUUUUGGCCCAGAAGCACACAGCCAUGAAGUUCGAGGCGCCCGCUGUCACCCCAUGCAGCCGUGCAAGUGAAAGUGCUUGCUUGCCAUGACAGAGGGGCUUUGCUGUGGCACCGGCCGGGUGGGGUUUGCAUCCUCUCCCUUUGUUCAUGUGACUUAGUGCUGGAGUUCCCUACGGUAGUCGUGACUGUUGUCUAUCAGUGUGUGUCGUGAUGGCCUGGCAGGCAGCCCCCCCAGUUUGGUCUCGUUUUGUGCUGCAAUAGGCUUUGGCUCCUCCAUUUGAGCGCUUUGAGGAGUGAGAAAGGCGCUAUAUAAAUGUAAGCAACUACUAUUUUUAUUAAGAUCCUGACCUGUGACACACAAAUUCAUCAAGCACAUGGAUGGAUGACCUCAUGCUUUUGUCCUCCAUUGUCCUGUUAGACGUCUGUGCCUUCACGACUUACUCACUCGCUGCCCUCACUUCUUCUGCUUUGUCUGGGUCUCCUUGUGACGCGGCCUCACCCUUGUCUUACACACGCUAUGCACCCUCAACAUUUGUUCAUUGGGUUAAUGAUCAGUUUGCCUUUCCCAGUGUCACAGAGUCCCUAAAAUGGAAAAUUAUGGAAAUGAACCCAGCCAAAUAAACCUUUAAAGGGAAGGUCCGUUUGAAUUAUUAUUUUGUUUGUGUUUGUUUUGCUAUUUGCACUUGAAUGCACUUUGUUAAACGUGUUUCACCUUCGAUACCCCAUAUGCACUGUGAUAUUUGAAGAUGACCAUCACGUCACCCAAAAUGAUCCGUGAUGGCUUUGAGAAUCCUGCAACUGGACACUUUUGAAGUGCAAUAUCAUAUGAAGGUAAACUGGCAUGGAGUCUUGAGACCGGCAGAGGUGCACUGUGAACUCCACUAGCGGAGGGCGAAUACGCCGAAAAAUGCAAAGCUUCGCUGGAGAAAUGAACGGCACGUUAGCAUUGAAGAACUGGGGGUGGGGGGGGGGGGACCACUGCGGCCCCGUGAACAAUGGACGGUCACUGUCUGGUGUCGUGCCCAAGGCGCUGCCCACCAAGGAGUCAAGUGCCUACUGUUAAAAGACCUGCCCUCUAAGCUUGUGAUUUCAUUCAGACGUUAACUAAUUUCUUAAGAUGUUCUUUUAAUUCAAUAUUUAAUGCGUCUUUUCAUUUGGAAUGUCUUGUUCUUCCUUGCAAUGUGGUACUAUAUUUUCAGUUACUAGUGAACUGUACAGAGAUUUCAAAUAAAAUUUUACAGAUUCUAAAGAGA
Molecule: messenger RNA, 5202 nt
Organism: Erpetoichthys calabaricus (reedfish)
Lineage: Eukaryota; Metazoa; Chordata; Cladistia; Polypteriformes; Polypteridae
Gene: eepd1
Product: endonuclease/exonuclease/phosphatase family domain containing 1
Exons: 7
Coding region: 309-1991 (560 amino acids)
Biological process (GO): DNA repair
Cellular component (GO): plasma membrane
Molecular function (GO): catalytic activity; DNA binding
Source: RefSeq, a predicted model, not a curated record